AUGAAGACAACAGAUGCAAAUAUUAAUACUCCAGGCAUCGAUAAAAAUGGGAAGAGCGAAAACACUACUCUCCUUAGGACAAAGCAAAUGCUUUGUGUAACGUUUUGUGACUUCAAAGAGAAAAAAUUUGAUCCUUUACGACCUUCCAUUAUUGGAAAAAUGAUCUCUGAAAUCAACGGUCUAAAAGAAAAGUUGUCCGCUAAUACUUCCAAGAUUGUUAUGCUAUCAAUGUUUCAGCGAUGCUUAUCUGAGCUGCCAAUUUUCUUAUUCAUGUUUGAAACACAAUAG
Molecule: messenger RNA, 288 nt
Organism: Saccharomycopsis crataegensis
Lineage: Eukaryota; Fungi; Ascomycota; Saccharomycetes; Ascoideales; Saccharomycopsidaceae
Exons: 2
Coding region: 1-288 (95 amino acids)
Source: RefSeq, a predicted model, not a curated record